CACCAAAAGGGGGUGGGAUUUAGAGAUGUGUUCUGGAGGGAAAUUCAGUGAUUGGCUUGAAAUCUUAACAGGAUGUCAACCAAUGGGCGACUAGAACUUUCGCUUAAAAGCAGUACCUCGAAACCUAGUUUUUCCAUUCUUUCAACACUAUUUAAAAGAACAGUUAUAACUGAAAGUAAAAAUGAGCGGAAGAGGCAAAACCGGAGGCAAAGCAAGAGCGAAAGCCAAGACUCGCUCAUCCAGAGCAGGACUGCAGUUCCCCGUCGGCCGUGUUCACAGGCUUCUCCGCAAAGGCAACUAUGCUGAGCGCGUCGGUGCUGGUGCUCCUGUUUAUCUGGCGGCUGUGCUCGAGUAUCUUACCGCUGAGAUCCUGGAGUUGGCUGGAAAUGCCGCUCGGGACAACAAGAAGACCCGCAUCAUCCCCCGUCAUCUGCAGCUGGCGGUGCGCAACGACGAAGAGCUGAACAAACUUCUGGGCGGAGUGACCAUCGCUCAGGGCGGUGUGCUGCCCAACAUCCAGGCUGUGCUGCUGCCCAAGAAGACCGAGAAACCCGCCAAAUCCAAAUAAACGGACUCAAAUCUGCCUUAUUGAAACCCAAAGGCUCUUUUAAGAGCCA
This is a messenger RNA of Ctenopharyngodon idella (grass carp), 617 nucleotides long. Its product is annotated as histone H2A. Bases 182 to 568 code for a protein of 128 amino acids. Gene Ontology annotation, molecular function: DNA binding; structural constituent of chromatin; protein heterodimerization activity. The transcript has a single exon. NCBI's taxonomy places the organism in Eukaryota, Metazoa, Chordata, Actinopteri, Cypriniformes, Xenocyprididae. The record is from RefSeq and is a predicted model, not a curated record. Gene Ontology annotation, cellular component: nucleosome.